AUGAAACAACACAACAGCAAGCGCACAAUGAGAGACUUUCUGUUAACGACGACAGCUCUAAUCUUGUCAUUAGCCGGCGCGUGUUACUGUGAGCUGACUUUACCUUCCAAAGCCGAGAUUAAAGCAAUAUCGAGUUCCCAAGCCCCACCAACUAAUCCACUUACAAAGCUUUACUCAAAAACAUUAGAGUCCACGGUACCCUAUACGACUACAUUUUCAACUACGAAGAAAAGCCCUAAAACAACAAUAGGACAUACGGCGACUGAGAGCCCAGUCACACCGAGUCAUUCAUCUACAAAAAAGUACACAAGCACAAAGAGGGUACUUAAAAGUGCAAGAACGCAAAAGUUAAACUCUAGAUCUAGGGCUCUCGAGACGGCUGCGCACUCAAAGACUCGGCUUCAAGAACGACUGGCUGCUUUAGAUUGCGAUCUGCCCGUGCUACCAAGGGAAUCCCGGUUGUGGCGCGGCAAUGAAACUCAUGAACUUAAUUUACCCGUCACCGAGUGCGCAGGGAGAGGCGGUGGUGGCGGGGGAGUUACGCAGGGUGCGGUCGAAGAGGAGUGUCCCCCGGUCAUCGUGUCAUGGGAGGGCUCCACCGACAUUCAGAGUGGGGACAUCCUUAUCGUUCGCAUCGCGGACUCCUUACUACUUGAUACCUUUAUCCAGAUCGAUGCAAAGAACAGAACUCUGAACCCGAACGUUUCUCACGUGGAUGGGGACAGAGUACACCGCACGAUGUUGCAGCCUGCCGUAUACCAAGUGACACGCCAGGGACACGAGCAUUGUGACGUGUCUGACGGCAUGUUACUGGACAUCACCCCGCUAGACGAGCAUGGCGCUAAGAUAUUCACGCUUUAUGAAAAAGAUCUUACCGAGGGAGUCAAUUUACUCAUAGUUGUUUCAGAGAAUUGGAAAUCUCAAUGUGUACGGCUGAAAGUAACAGUAAAAGCCGACAAUUGUGGUGAGGCCCAGGAUUGUUCUGGCAAAGGCGUGUGUUACACUAACGUUUCUAUGGAAGGGUACGAGUGCCAGUGUUGCCCCGACUACGUAGGACCGCACUGCGAGGAGCGGGACGCAUGCAAUCCAUCACCAUGCCUGAAUAACGGUAUAUGUGUUGACCUCACGCAACCUUUGAACGGCGCCUACUACCGUUGUCUCUGUUCUUAUGGUUUUACAGGUAGGAAAUGUGAAAGAGACCCUUGCUACUCAUCUCCUUGUAUGAAUGGAGGAUCUUGUAUGAGCAUGGCUUCGACGAACGGAUCUACAACUUUUCACUGUGCAUGUGCUGACGGGUUUACAGGCGCGCACUGUGAACUUACUGUAACAGGAGGCGCGUGCGCUUCUAAUCCUUGCAUCAAAGGGAUUUGUAUUGAACAGAUCGAUAGUGAUGAAACUGGAGAAGAAUAUCGCUGUUUCUGUCAACCAGGUUAUACUGGCGAUCGCUGUGACAUGGAGUACAAUGAGUGCGAAUCUUCACCGUGUGCGCACGGUGGUACCUGCACAGAUCGCGUAGGAGGUUUCGUGUGUUCCUGCGACCGCGGCUACACCGGCAAUACUUGCCAGCUCAAGGUUGAUUUGUGUUCUCCGAAUCCUUGUCCUGCACAAAGAUUCUGCAGAGAUCACGGGAACACUCACGCAUGCGAGUGUCCUCAGGGAUACGUCGGCGACGAAUGUCAUUUACCGGCUAGAUCGCCUUGCGACAACAAUCCUUGCGCCCACGGCGGGACCUGCUGGACUGUAAUAGAAUCCUUCUCCUGUUCAUGCCGACCUGGUUUCACAGGCAAGCUUUGUGAAGAGGAUUUUAUUCUGGAACCUGUAGUGGAGAGUGAGGGUAGUAUGGACAUGGAAUCUCGUGGUCGAGGGAGAAGUGAGAUUAUGGGUGGUGGCUCUGUGCGUGAAGUACGAAUGCCACUCGGCCUUUAUCACGAUCGCCUUCACAAUGUGUAUAUUGCUGCUGGAACACUUGGUGCUGCCAUUGCUAUUGUUGGAGUUGUGGUAACUGCUUGUCAUUGCCGUGUGAACAAGACUUACUCUCGUCUUCUGUCUCGUUUGUCCCGCGUUACGGAGCCAGGCCCUCCCCACCACUGGCUACAGGACAAACGGGCUCCGACGCUCGCUGCACCGUUCCCACCACCCUCUGCUGCCCUGGACACCACUGAUAUGUACUACACUCUCGACUUCAGCGAUAGUCAGAGUUCCCCCCUCAUUCAAUAG
Messenger RNA from Arctia plantaginis, 2217 nucleotides. The record is from the annotation of a GenBank genome assembly. NCBI's taxonomy places the organism in Eukaryota, Metazoa, Arthropoda, Insecta, Lepidoptera, Erebidae.